AUGUUGACCAUCAAGACAGAAAUCAGACAUAUAAUCAGCGCCAACCUCGAGUAUCUACAUGAUUACCACUACGAGUAGUAAUAAUACAUGUUAGUUCAGUAAACAAAUCGCUAGAGUGGAGUAUCAACUUUUCCUUUUUCCUCGAAAUCUUGGCACUUCAGCCACCGAUCACGGCAGUCCCUGGCCCUCGCUGGGAUGAUUUCUCCCCCACUACCAUUCGGCCCUGUUCGACUCAUCACUUUUCAUAGUCUUGAAGGAUAUUAAUCGCUCACACGUCCCUGUAAUUACUCAUUGUAAAUCCCCCUCCUCUCAAUUGAUCUCUUCGAAAGUCAUUCAGACAUUUCGAUAUCCUUUUAUAUACUCGUAACAAAGCCAUAACCCAAUCGUCGCCGAUCUUGGUCGCAUAUACACUACCCAAUCUUUCCACCAUGUCUCCAGUCAACGGUCACACAUACGACUCCACGAGGAUAGCGCAGCACACCCAGGAAAAAAACUUACCGGGUGGCUGGAAGGUCCUUAAGUUUGGUGGAACAAGUGUUGGAAAGUUCAGUGAGGCUAUAGCGGCCAUUGUUCAAAAUGGCCUCAAGACCAAUCGUGCCGCUAUAGUCUGCUCUGCGCGCAGCAACAACACCAAGAUUGAGGGAACUACCAACAGACUCCUCCGUUGCGCGCGAUCCGCCGAGACCCCUGGCUCUCAGUCUUAUUACGAGAUCGUCGAAACCAUCCGCGAAGACCACAUCAACGCCGGAAAGCAAGUCCUCACUUCGGCCGAUAUCCUCGCGACCUACGCCGAUAGUGUCAAUGCCGAAUUGGACAAUCUCGUCAAGAUCCUCGAGUCUGCUCAGCAUUUGGAAGAGGUCACGAGCCGCGUUGAGGAUAAGAUUAUCAGCAAGGGCGAAAAGUUGAGCUGCUUGUACAUGACCGCACUGCUGCAAGACCGCGGAGUGCCUGCCCAAUACGUGGAUCUGGCAGAUGUUAUCAAGAACGCGCCUGAGAAGGGUCUGGAUGAGCAAUUCUAUAAGAAUUUGGCCGUCGCACUGAGCAAGGAGGUGGAGGCUUGUGGCGACAAAGUCCCGGUCAUCACUGGCUUCUUUGGAACACUUCCUUCCGGAAUCGUUCAGACUAUCGGGCGCGGAUAUACCGACCUUUGCGCAGCUUUGGUUGCUGUUGGUAUCCACGCUGAGGAGCUUCAAAUCUGGAAGGAAGUCGAUGGCAUCUUCACCGCCGAUCCUCGAAAGGUCCCCACCGCCGCAUUGCUACCAACGGUAACCCCGGCAGAGGCUGCCGAAUUGACCUUCUACGGCUCUGAGGUCAUUCACCCCUUCACGAUGGAGCAGGUUAUUCGAGCGCGUAUUCCAAUCCGCAUCAAGAACGUCAUGAACCCGCGUAAUGCCGGCACGGUCAUCUUCCCCGACCUCAAAGACGAAAUCGAUCCCCGUGCACCCUUGAAGGACUCCAAGCUCUUCCGUACGCGCUCGUCUAGCACCAUUUCUACGCUUCAAGGCCCUAAGCGACCCACUGCCGUUACUAUCAAGCACAACAUUGUUGUCUUGAACGUACACAGCAACAAGCGCACUCGUGCCCACGGAUUCUUGAUGAGCAUUUUCAGUAUCUUGGAUGAGUGGCACCUAUCCGUGGAUCUUAUCUCUUCCUCCGAGGUCCACGUGUCUAUGGCCUUGCAUUCCGAGUCUGCAUUGUUGAGCGGUGGAGGCGAAGAUGAAUACCGCAUUCAGGACAAGUACCUUCACGGUGCUAUCACGGCGUUGGGUGCACUCGGCACGAUCGAUCUUGCUCCCGACAUGGCCAUUAUCAGCUUGGUCGGCAAGCAAUUGAAAAACAUGGUGGGCAUCUCGGGCCGCUUCUUCGGCGUCCUCGGCGACAACAAUAUCAACAUCGAAAUGAUCUCGCAAGGCGCUAGUGAGAUCAAUAUAUCUUGCGUGAUUGAGGAACGCGAAGCAGACCGUGCCCUCAACGUUGUUCAUACAGGUCUGUUUACAUUUUUGGAAUAAGCGACGCAUUUGCAUCA
Molecule: messenger RNA, 2026 nt
Organism: Aaosphaeria arxii CBS 175.79
Lineage: Eukaryota; Fungi; Ascomycota; Dothideomycetes; Pleosporales
Product: bifunctional aspartokinase/homoserine dehydrogenase
Exons: 5
Coding region: 429-2009 (526 amino acids)
Biological process (GO): amino acid biosynthetic process
Molecular function (GO): aspartate kinase activity
Source: RefSeq, a predicted model, not a curated record